Actinia tenebrosa (Australian red waratah sea anemone) is the source of this 3310-nucleotide messenger RNA. RefSeq lists its product as uncharacterized. The record is from RefSeq and is a predicted model, not a curated record. NCBI's taxonomy places the organism in Eukaryota, Metazoa, Cnidaria, Anthozoa, Actiniaria, Actiniidae.
CGGUGUCGAUAGUUUGUAAAGCAGCAGAGAUGGUGUCUUUGAAGACAUCUGCCGUUUGAGAGGCCAAACUACCCAGAUUAGUUCCUCUUUAUCUUCAUUCAGGGGUUCCAACACGUUCAUAUUUCCAGAUUUCUGUUUAUUCGGUUAAUUGUAUAUCCGUGUACUGGCUAUUACAUAGUUCUCCAAUAAUGGAGUGUUCAUAUUCAUAUUUCGAUAAAAUUAUGAUGGUUGAUGGUUUUGAUUAGAGAAGAUUAGUCUCAUGAGACAACAAGGUCGAAAAGGAGAUCUUUGACGAUUAGCAACUAGCAAAUUUGUAUAAAGAACCGAGCGGAAUUUCUGGAUUAUGAAUAAGUGUUAUUGUUAGAGAUAGGAAAAGCAGAAUUCAAGGCCAUGUAAGAUGACUGCCAUUCUGCCAACUACGACUUUUCAUGCUUUUGGGAUGGAGGACCAGUGUUUGGAUGAUAGCUUUUUCACGGAUGGAUGGGAAAACGCUAGCGACGAUUUUGCGUUUCUCUGUAGUAAUCUUGUAGAACAAGACGCAUUUCCCGCCAAAGAUAAAAUCCCAAGAGGAAUCAAGCGUACAAGAGAUGAUAAUGAAGUUGUACAAAACCCACAACAAGUGACCGAUACAUGCUCCCCUACCGCAACAAGGAGUAACUAUUUAAACGGUUCGACAGAUUCUCAACGACAAGGAAGAUUUCUAAUACAAGUGUCGUUCGAAAAACUACGUCGCGUGGAGGAUCCGGAAUCUUCACUCCGGCGCUCGGUUUUGAUAAAUAAUACUUUGAAACUUGUUCAUCGCGAAGUCUAUGGAGUUAAAAGCCCUUUUGGAUUAACAAGUGCAAUGACAAUGAACGUAGACUCUCAAAUCAUGGGGAACUCUCCUAUGAAUCUUCAACCUUCGCGGAAAAGAGCAAAACAUUUUUUAAAUGAAGUGAAUAGAAAUUCGUGUUUUUGUAGGCGGAAAGCGAGCGAGGAGGAAGGCACAAUAACGCCUGAAGAAAAAAAUUGUGAACGGUGUACACUAGCUCAAGUCUUGAACGAGGAUCUUGAAGACGAUGUUUUUCAAAAUGACAAUAUACAUUUGGAGAAAGAGUCUUCGAUUUUUAGUGAAUUGGACAGUGUUUUUCAUAGCUUUGUAUGCGCCUUGGAAUCAUAGACGUCUGGAUGGACACACAGCUAAUACAUGGAGAGACAUUCAAAAUACAAAUAGCGUGACCAAACGAUCCCAUGCAUCUACAGAUUUAUAGGAAUUAUUAUGGGUUCAGGAACAUCACGAAAGAGAAUUAACAGAUCUAUAGUGCUUUUGUAAGUACACUUCAACAGGAGUACAACUUCAAUCUUUUUCUCUGGCGUUUUACAGAAUAUCUUGUUAGAAAAAUUGUCAAUUGAACCUUGAACACUGGAAAAAUGCAAAUUUUUUUUGUCGUAUUAAAUUCUCAAUUAUCUUUAGAAGUGAUUCAGGAUCACAGAAUCACUGAGAGUGAAUUAUUUUAGAUGCAAAUUGAGGUCGUAUCAACUUGGAACAUGAGGUUAAAUUCUCCCAUUUAUGAUCAUUGUUUUUUUWAAAUUUUGUUUUACUAUUCAUCAAAGAUUUUAAACAAUUUUUUUCCAGACAUAUUUUGGAAUGCUAAUGGAAUGAUUUCUGUCUUCCUGACUUCAGCCCAUCCCUUCCUUUUCUGUUCUAUCUCAAAUCCAAACUAAAAAAAAAUUGCUAGAAAUCUGAUUUGCUUGACUAAUUCAAUUUUAGGGAGUUGAUUUUUAUGGUUACUAUGGUGAACUAUAGAAGUAACUUCAUUUGUUUAUAAAUAGUUAAAAAAUAAAUUAUCUUGUAUUUUUGGACAAUAUAAAUGAUGAUAAUAUAGCUCUCAUUGUUCUUCACCAGUCAAUUCUUCCAACUAACUAAUAAUUUAUUGGUUAUUAAUAUUUUCAGGAAUUGAGUAAAAUGAACUUAGUACUUAUAGGUUUUUUUAAUGCAGUCCUGGGGGUAUUUUCGAAAUAUUAUAUCUAGAUUAUUAUUCAUGGACAGUCUGAGAAUACAGAAUGCUUAACCUUGAUACUAAAAACAUUUUCAGAAGAUUUCAUGAAUUUUUAAUUUUGUUAAGACAUGAAAGAUAGAGUUUUAAAUUGAUCUUGGGAUCUAAGGAAAAAAUAUUUUAGCUAUUUUCAGUUACAGCAUAGACAUGGCUUUUUAGCACUUGAAUGGCUUCCAGUUUUGUCUUUUAAAAACAUCACUGUAGCCAAUCAGAUUCGAGAACACCAUUAAAUUUGAAGAACUUUUAGUUUUUUAUGCUGUGGAAGUUAAAACAGACAAUAUAGCUUGAUCAACAAAAUGAAGUGGCUUCCCAGUUUUUAAAAGCCUUAAAUUAGCCAAUCAGAUUGGAGAAUAUAUAUCAGGAAUGGAAAUUAUAGGAUAUUCAUGGUAUGAUUAAACACUGAAAUGGCUUCCAAUUUUAUAAAAGCAUCAAAUUAGCCAUUUUAAUUGAAGGAUAGGUAUAAAAUUGUGUUUUCAUAUGCAAUGAAAAUUGCAGCAGAAUCAUGACUUCAUCUAACACUGAAAUGGCUUUCCACUUUGUAAAACCAUAAAAUAGCCAGUUGAAUUGGAGAAUAGGCAUAAAAUAGUGUUUCAUAUGCAAUGAAACUUACAGCACAAAUACAGCUUGAUUUACACUGAAGUGACUUGCCAUUUUGUAAUGAGAUAAAACUGUUUCAGGGUUUGAUAAAAUUAACGUUUGCAUGGUUAUAUAACAUAUACAUAUAAUCAUCUCUAAUGUAUUCUCUUAAGUCUCUACUUACCCCUUGGUAAUCUAAUCAAUCAGUAUAUGCAUUUUGGUGUUGUGUAUUUCCAGAAUUUAUCCAUACCCCUCUCCUCCACAGAGGAAUUUCUUUAAAGGCCCCCCUAACCCCAGAAAUUUCAAUUUUCUUCCAUACAAACUUUGUAAUUUUGUUCUUUCUCUGCCCCCACCCCUAGGAAAUUCCAAAUUCCUUUGUGGGGUGGGAAAGGGGAGGGGGUAUUGAUAAUUUCUGGAACUACACAUUCCCCUUAAAAUCUUAUCAAACCAUGACCAUCUCUGGGCUGAUUCAAGUCAGGGUGCUAUAUAUGAUCAAAGUUUAGAGAGAAAUCAAAAAUCUAACAGUAAUUACAAAUUAUUUUGGAUAUAUUAUGCCAAAAAAACUUAUAUACUUAUAUAUACAUCUAUAAUAUAGAUAGACAUGUAUUAGAUACAGAUUCUAUUUACAUUUGUAAUACUAUGAUAUUUAUGUACUCUAUAUGUGAGAUAUUAAAAUGCAUUAACAGAUUUGUGCAUUU